UUAUAACCAAAGUCUCCAACUUUCUUUUCCCCCUCAAACAACCUGAAUCCAACGCUUGUGCAAAUGGCGCAAAACCCAAAUUCCGAUAUCCGUCUUGCACUAAUCUCCCUCUUCUUUCUCGUCCCCGUCAUCGUUUCCGUCUCCGUUUCCGAUUCUGAUCAUAACCCACCAACAGUUUACGAAAUCUUGCCCAAGUUCGGUCUCCCGAGCGGCCUCCUGCCGAGCACGGUCUCGAACUUCACCUUCCAGAGCGACGGCAGGUUCACCGUGGAAUUGGAGAAGCCUUGCUAUGUGCAAUUCGAAUACUUGGUGUACUACGACAAGACCAUCACGGGGAAGCUCGGUUAUGGCUCCAUAACUGAGUUGGAGGGCAUUCAGGUCCAGCGCUUCUUCUUUUGGUUCAAUGUGGACGAGAUCAACGUCGAUUUGCCGCCGUCUGAUUCGAUUUAUUUCCAAUUCGGGUUGGUCAACAAGAGGCUCGACGUUGAUCAGUUCAAGUCUGUGCAUUCUUGCCGUGAUGGGCGGAAGGGACCUUACCCGGGUUCUUGUAAAUGGUUUCUUGAGCUUCCAACGCCUACAGAAGACAUCCCAAUGCUAAUUACAGAAUAGCUGCCAUCAAUUGCUUCCGUGGCAUGGGAGAUGAACAUAGAAUCUUCUUAGCACAUUGUAGAUGGUAAUUUCCAGACUCAAUAUUACAAGUCUGCAAUGCCUUUUCCAGAACAAGUUGGUAUAUGUACAAUGUGUAUAUAAAUGGACAUGUUCUCUCUGGCUUAGCUACUGUACCCAUGUGUCUCAUGUUUCAAACUUUCUGUACUGAAAUAUGAAAUGAAGAACAAUAUCUGGCAUGAUAUUGCUUGUCUUCUCUGUUUCAAUUAGAUGCAAAUGCAAAUAUGGGGGAGAUUUUGUUAGAUAGUAUGUAAGAAGAGUGUUUCACCGUCUGGAUUAUACUAAAUUAUUAAAGUACCAAAAACAAUCAGAUGGAGCAGCUGUGCUCGUUAUCAGAGGUCCCAUGUUAUCUAGCAAAAAUGCCAAGAAUAAAUAAAAAAAUGAAAU
Messenger RNA from Rubroshorea leprosula, 1053 nucleotides. Lineage: Eukaryota; Viridiplantae; Streptophyta; Magnoliopsida; Malvales; Dipterocarpaceae. The record is from the annotation of a GenBank genome assembly.